This is a messenger RNA of Paramuricea clavata, 4727 nucleotides long. Lineage: Eukaryota; Metazoa; Cnidaria; Anthozoa; Malacalcyonacea; Plexauridae. The record is from the annotation of a GenBank genome assembly.
AUGAAUGGUGGAAUGGGUGGUGGUGGAUUUGCUGGAGGAGCGCAUGGUGGGGGUUUUGGAGGAGGAGGGAUGAAUGGUGGAAUGGGUGGUGGUGGAUUUGGUGGAGGAGCGCGUGGUGGUGGUGGUGGUGGUGGAGGAGGAGGAAUGAAUGGUGGAAUGGGUGGUGCUGGAUUUGGUGGAGGAGCGCGUGGUGGGAGUUUUGGAGGUGGGGGAAUGCAUGGUGGAAUGGGUGGAGGUUAUGGAGCUGGAUUUGGUGGAGGAGGUGGUGGUUUUGGAGGAGACGGAGGAUUGUCAGGACGUCGUCAAGGUAGGUUGAUCUAGAUAAAAAUUAAAUUUAUAGUGAUUACAUUCUUUGGAAAAACUACAAUCUUGUAUAUGUCACCGAUGAUUAGCGAUAUGUAUUGUCGGCAAAGUUAAUGCAUAUUGUCAAAACAAACUUUGUCACUUCUCCUCUCCAUUACAACUCUAAAACAACUUUGGAAGUUUACCGGCAUGACAAAAGCUCAACAUUGAGUUGGGAGAGUGGGGCUCAGCCAGGCAAAGCAACACGACUUUACAGGAAAUUAUCACACGGUCGAGUAUAUUAUUUUGUAUACCAGGAACUCGAGAAAGGAACUCGAGAAAGGCCUGGCACUAGUUGUAAAAUAGAAAGUUUUCCGUGCCAACUUUGCGCUAAGAUUCCUUGCCAAGGCAUUUUUCACAUAGGUCCGCCUUAGACGUAGUUGUUCAACAUGAACUCGACCUUUGAGUUUACUAUAUGAGUAAAUUGUUAUUGUAAACACGUCUCAAUAUAGUGAUACAAUCAAUUCGCGAUUCGAAACAAAACUACAAGCAUUAGACAAAACUUUUGGGCAUUAAGGUGAUGGCCUUAGAAGGGCGAGUUUGGGAGAGAAAAAGUCGUCAAAUUUAGAUUAUGGUUGAAUUAGGGUCAGAUCAAGAUUAGAUCAGGGUCAGAGUCGGGGUUACUUUAGGUUAGGUUAGGUUUUGUGGUUUUUGUGUAUUUUCUAAUCUGUGACGAGAGAUAUUAAUAACAUUUUAACUUACAAAACUUAUAGAUGAUAAGUUUUCUGUAUAUAAAACUCGUUUUGUCUCAUGUUUUUCAUAAAUGUUGUAACUUGUACGCGGUUAUGAACUGAACCUCUAUUGUAAGUAUAAUUUGUUACCCUCUGCGCACCUGUGCGCGAUUUUUUUCUUCUGAUGCAUGUGAACGAGUACAUGAGUCAAGAAUGUUCUAGCACAUGUUCCCUCAUCUGAGCAUUUAAUACUCGCCCACUCUUUCACAUCCAUCAAAAGAAGAAAAUCGCGCGCACCGGCCAGAAAUCGCAGCAAAUUAAGAAUUGCAAGUGUAAACGGGCCUAAAUAAGAAAUCAGCAAUUGUGGUGUGGUGGUCACCACGCUUGCCUUUCAAGCUGGGAGAGCUGAGUUCAAUCCUCGGUCGGACCUCUACUCAAGGUCUUCAAAUAAUUCGGACUAGAAAGUGCUACCAUAAUCAUCAACAUCAGUACAAAUGGUUAAAUUUUCGCGUCUUCUCGCAUACGGACGUGACAAGUCGCAGAUACCUCGUAUCAAUUGGGCAAUGAGCCUGUUGGGAAAUCCGCUCACAAUUCAAUGAGUGAGAAACUCAAUUAUAAUAUAGCAUUUGUAAAUUCUGAACGCUGAUUGGCUAAGAGCCGUGUUGAUAUAACUCAAUGUCAAAACGGGAAGUCGGAAACAUCGGAAAAUUUCUUUCUCAAUAUUUUUCUUUGUGCUAUAUUAUAAAACAAAUAUAAAAAUUUUUUCUGUAUUGAUACAUAGUUAGAUCAACACUCGUGGAAAUUGGGAAAAGUCGAAAUUGCGUGAAAACACUCCGCAUUUUCUGGCGUCGCAACCUCGUACCCGGUGCCUGCGGGCGUCGUGUUUCCACACAAUUUCUCGUCUUCCUAAUUUCCACUCGUGUUGAUAUAACUAUAUCAACACGGAAAAUGUUUUAUAUUUGUUAAUUAAUAAACUCCAACACUUUUUAUAUAUCAUAUUAUGAACGAUUGUUUUAAAUUAGGCACAGCUUAUAUGGUCUUUCCAAUUUUAUUUCUAGAUAAUUGAGCAGACUAAUACUUUUUCUGUUCUGUUCAAAACAGGUCUUCGAGCAUUCCGAAACGAUGCUUUACAAGCACACAAUAAGUACCGACAGACACAUAACGCUCAGGCACUCAAAUUAAAUCGCGGUCUUGACCGUCAGGCUGCACGUUACGCUAAGAGAUUGGCCCAAACUGGAUUUUACAAGGUCAAACGUGAUCCUUAUAUUGGUCCGGGAGUUGGCGAAAAUCUUUUUGUACAAUGUGGCAAUCACAUCACCGGAAGUGACGUAACAAAGGCAUGGUAAGCCCGCUGGGUUUGUAUUUAUAAUAGAUGUUUCCGAGCAUUGUGGUUUGACUAAUUUUUAGCCUGCCUGUUCGCAGGCUAACUAAUUUUCUAGUCUAUAUACGUGAUAUGUUUGUGUGAAAUUUCGUUGCAUAAGUAAUUUUAAAACAUGGGUCAUUGCAUUGUCAAGAAAAUUCAAAAUGACAAAAUAAAAUAUUUUGUCAAACUGAGAUAUUUUGCAAAUUAUCCUCACCAUUAUUUAGGCCAAAAAAAAAUAUGUGGGUUUCCGGUUUCCCGACCCUACCUAGCUUUUGGACGUAGAAAUCCCGACCCUAAACUUUUUUAUUGGAUCAUGCUUGUAAGUGUUUCCACUUAGAGGGAAAAGUUUGUGGAAAAUUGAAAUUUGAGGCAAUAUUAGGGAAAUUUACCUUUGGAUGUGGAAGCGCUGACUAAACAAAAUGGCGUCCGGUUGUUAGCAAAAUUAAAAAAAAAUAAGAAGAAUUAAUAAGAAGAAGAAUUUUAUAAGAAGAAACCGGAAACCCACAUAUUUUUUUUUGGCCUUAUUGAACGUUUUCUGACUAAAAAUUUAUUUCUACGAGCUUGACGUUAUGGUGAUUGCUAGAUAGUAUACUUCAAAUACUUCAAAUAACAAACUUUAGCUGGAAAACUGUAAGAAAUGUAUGGAAAUUAAGUUUAUAUGAUUCCAGUGUUGUUCCAAUUUGCUGUUAACGUGCGUGUCACCUCAUAUUUUUCGCAAAGACCUCUGUAAAAAAAUUUGGCCGAGAAGGAGGGCGAAGUUAAAAUAACUUUAAAGCGAUCGAUAGCAAUAUAUAAAAAGUAAAAUUACUUGAAAUAACUUGAUUUAAACGAGCCUCUAUAUACUGUAGCUCAAAUUUCGCGAACGACAACAGUCAUUUUGGGCAUUUUUGGCUGAAUUCUUUUGUGCCAGAAAUGCAGUCAUUGAGCUUCAAAAAUAUCAAAAUCCUCUGGGGGGAGAACCGCAGACCCCCCUCUUUCUUUACAAAUCAGAAACGUGAUUAUGGCAGCGUUAAAAUCCGGAUGUUUCGUAAACGUCCUUUAAUAUAUAUCAAUUCAAAAGUGCCCUUCGACGAAAGACUGCCCCCCUUUGCCCUCUCGUCGUUCCGGCGUCCCUGCUAAUAUCGUAUACCUGAAAACGAGCCUCUAUAGCCAAAGUACUGUUUCAUAAACGAGCAGGAGUGUUUUAUUAGGUUUAAAGCCAUAUAAAAUAUAAAGAAUACUAAUGAGGACACGACUACAAUAGAUACUGCCUGAUUAGUAUUCUUUGUAUAAAGAAUACUAAUUAGGAGUGUUUUAUCAGGUUUAAAGCCACUGCACGUGACAUAUUAUGGUUGAUAUGAUUUGCCAAUAAGCUUAUGAAUUUGCCAAUAAGCUUUGAAGUGACGUAUACUUUCUGGAAGGGUGUAUUCGGACACAUGUCAAAGUAUUAAACUGUCCUAUCAUUAUUUGUGUUUCACUUGUAGCCCCACAAGAACUGUCGUUAAAUCCUUUUUCGACUGGUAUAUUUUGUCUUUUGUGUAAAGCGAAAUAAACAAAAGUUGACUUAAUAAGGGAUUAUUAUAUUUUCUAACUUGAGCGAGUCAACGUGCGGAGAGCAACUUUUUGCAUAUUCAAAUGAUGAUCGAACGGUUGAAUACUUUCACAUAUGCAUGCAUAUUUUCUGUUUCUUCUUGGGUGUUUGUGGUUGCAGCUAUAUACUAUGCAAUUUGUCCCGAAGCAGAGCGCGUGAUUUGGAUCUGCACGGUUCAGACUUACAUUUUAACGCGCGCUUGUCCUUUCGCAAAAUUCCAUACACCACUAGCAUCAGAGGCCGAGCGCCCAACAUAUAAAAAUAAUAAAUACUACAUUCUUCGAUAGGCUAUGGUCUAACCCGUAUUAUUUUUGUAGGUACAGCCAAGUUUGCGGCUACAAUUUCGACACGCCAUCAAAAAGUCGUGGCUACGUGGAUUAUUUCACGCAACUGGUCUGGCGACCAACAUCUCAUUUAGGCAUCGGUCGAGCUUUCGGCUAUACAGAUGGCAUGAAGUGCACGUAUGUCGUAGCGAGGUACUUCCCGGCUGGGAAUUAUCUCGGUCACGAAAGAAAGAAUGUGUUGCGUGGACAGUAUAAUCCUGCGAUGUGUGGCGGAGGUUUUGGCGGUGGACAGGGAGGUGGACAACAGGGUGGUGGUGGAGGUUUUGGAGGUGGAGGUGGUCAGGAAGGUGGUGGAGGAGGUGGAAGUUUUGGAGGAGGAGGUGGUCAGGAAGGUGGUGGAGGAGGUGGAGGUUUUGGAGGAGGAGGUGGUCAGGGAGGUGGUGGAGGAGGAGGAGGUUUUGAAGGAGGAGGUGGUCAGGGAGGUGGUCAGGGAGGUG